CACGAGGGCGGCAACGUGACCUUACCGAUGUCUAACGUGACCUUUGGUGCCCGUCCUAAGCAUAUAAUUGAGGGAGCAACGCACACGAGGUAGCCGGCUAGUGAGGGUGAGGUGGCGAUGUCAUCGGCGGUGGAGGCGGGGGCGGAGGUGGUCAUCGUCGGCGCCGGGAUCGCAGGGCUGGCGACCGCGCUGGCUCUGCGGCGGGCCGGCGUGGGCGGCGGCGUUCUGGUCCUGGAGCGGCACGCCGAGCUGCGCGCCACGGGCGCCGCGCUCACCAUCUUCCCCAGCGGCUGGUUCGCGCUCCGCGCGCUGGGCGUCGCGCACAAGCUCAUGUCCCGCUACGACGCCUACGAAACAUUUCAGGUGACCAAUCUUGAAAAUGGAGCUACUCAGGUGUUUCGCUUCGCUGCACGCAAAAACAGCGGCGAAAUCAAGGCGAGGCCGGCGGAUCGAAAGGCGCUGCUGGAAGCGCUCGCGGAGGAGCUCCCGCCGGGCACCAUCCGCUUCUCGUCCAAGCUCGUCUCCAUCAACAGCGAGACAGCCGAGGAGGAGGGUUCGCCGGAGACCUCCGUUCUCCGGUUAGACGACGGCACAGUGAUCCGAGCCAAGGUGGUGAUCGGGUGCGACGGGGUGCACUCGGUGGUGGCGCGGUGGCUAGGCCUGUCGGAGCCGGUGACAUGCGGCCGGUCCGCCGUCCGCGGCCUCGCCGUCUACCCGGACGGCCACGGCAUGAAGAAAGAGCUCCGGCAGUUCCUCUCGGCGGGCCUCAGGGCCAGCAUGGUGCCCAUCAGCGACACGGAAGUCUACUGGUUCCUCGUCAACAACACCGUCGCCGCAGCGGAGGAAGAAGCCGGCGCGGACCCGGCCAAGAUCCUGCGGGAGGUCACCGAGAACCUGGGGAAGCACAUGCCGGCCGAGUACCUGGACGUGGUGCGCCACUCGGACCACAAGAGCGUCUCGUGGGCUCCGCUGCUCUACCGGUCGCCUUGGGGCAUCUUGACGGGCCCGGCCGCUCGCGGGUCGGUCACGGUGGCCGGCGACGCGUUCCACCCCAUGACGCCGGACCUUGCGCAGGGCGGAUGCUCGGCGCUGGAGGACGCGGUGGUGCUCGCGCGCGCCCUGUCGCGGGCGGCCACGCCGGCGGAGGGGGUGGCGGCCUACGUGUCGGAGCGCCGUGGCCGGGCCGCCUGGCUGGUCGCCGGAGCCUACCUGUCGGGCUGGGUCCAGCAUGGCGGGAUCAACAACGCGCAGGAGGGCCUGCGGGGGUACCUUGUCAAGCUGUUCCGUGACUUGAUCUUUUACAGGUUCAUCUUCCCCAAGCUCGCCGAUACCUUGUGGUAUGAUUGCGGCGAUCUGGUGCCCCCGCCGUCCAAGGACAAGGGCAAGAAGCACUCAGAGUGACAUCGUGUUUACUACCUCCGUCAUGGUUUAUUGGUCCCCUUAGUAUUUUGUGCUAAACUUUGAUCAUAGAUUUAACUAAAUAAAUAAUAAUGCAUGUUAGCAAAAAUUAUAUCCUUGGAUUCGUAUUUGAACAUAGUUUUGAGGGAUAUUAUUUUUGGUUACAUGCAUUAAUUUUUUUAGUUAAAUCUAAGGUCAAAGUUUGGCACAAAAUACUAUGAGGACCAAUAAACAAGGACGGAGGUAGUAAUUACUGCUAAGCCACUGCGGCCUUCGAAUUUAUUGUUACUGCGGUCUGUUUGCAUUAGAGCAUGAUUAAUAAUAUAGCCGGUUGUAAGGAGUAGACAUGUCAUCUAUAGUCAACCUUAUAGCCGGCAUGUACAAUAAUAAGUUUUAUAUGUGUACUACUUCAUUAGUAGUUGGCAUAACUUACAACCUCACAAA
Messenger RNA from Triticum dicoccoides, 1842 nucleotides. RefSeq names its product monooxygenase 2-like. NCBI's taxonomy places the organism in Eukaryota, Viridiplantae, Streptophyta, Magnoliopsida, Poales, Poaceae. The transcript has 4 exons. The coding region runs from base 118 to 1401 and encodes 427 amino acids. The record is from RefSeq and is a predicted model, not a curated record. Gene Ontology annotation, molecular function: FAD binding.